Molecule: messenger RNA, 456 nt
Organism: Aspergillus niger
Lineage: Eukaryota; Fungi; Ascomycota; Eurotiomycetes; Eurotiales; Aspergillaceae
Exons: 3
Coding region: 1-456 (151 amino acids)
Source: RefSeq, a predicted model, not a curated record
AUGUCCAGCAAUAAUAUAAGUCGACACGGAGUCAAGCGUUUCUCGGACAUCAAAAUAGAGGCAGAGGAAGACUGGAAAAAGAUAUCUGAUCCCGUUCUAAGACGACGAGUACAAAACCGUCUUGCCCAGCGCCGACACCGCUCUAAGAAAAAGUUACAAAGGAAGAAGCCGAGACUACCUAAGGAGAAAGCGGCAACCCCUGCACAUGAGGCAUGUGGAGACUCAAGUCAUGCAAAUUCUAACAGCAAGCGUAAAAAGCAUGUCCAUACCCGACGCAAUCCCCAGACGAGUCACCAACUCGAACGCCCAUUUGGAGAGUGGUUAGUCACAUCGAAAAAGCCAGAAACGCUUGACUCAGAAUGUGCUCUGGAAUCACGCUCUAUGAUCGAAUCUCACAAGAACCUGGACAGCUUUUCAGUUGAGAGCUUGAUUGCAUGGACUAGAAAUAGCCAUUAA